AUGGCGACUACCGGCAGUAACAAAGCCGACAAGAAUUCGAAAUGGACUGCGAAGGCGAAUUCUUGGUUUCAGAAAGUCGGUGUCCCUGUGAACAAACUGUCCAACAAACUUGGAGCGGAGGCCUUCUGGCCGACGUCUCUCGACAAGGAAGCAGACAAGGUAAGUGAUCCCUGCCAGUAGACAGACCCAAGAUAAAAGAGGCCUAAAAAUGUAUCUGCCUAGGCCGCCCGCAUCCUCCGCAGCUUCUGCAUCGAUGGCUUCUACUCCGAGCAAGGCGGCGGCAAACAUGGCAACGACAAGAAGCACAAGUCUCUCGACCACAUCCCCCCGGAAAUCAUCCGCAACGCCAAAGGCCUGGCCAUCUUCACCGUCAUGCGUGCCGGGCUGCACUGGUCCGGUGCGGGGGGCUCGGGGAUCAUUGUCGAGAAAAUGGCCAAUGGUCAGUGGUCUCCGCCUUCUGGCAUCUUAAUCCACACCCUCGGCUGGGGCUUCGUGGCCGGUGCGGAUAUCUACGACUGCGUGGCUGUCAUCAACAACGACAAGGGCAUGGAAGGCUUCACGCGCGUGCGAGCCACGAUCGGAGGCGAGGUCUCCGCCGCCGUAGGACCCCUCGGGGCGGGCAGUACUCUCGACUCGGAGAUUUUCAAGCGCCAGGCACCCGUCUGGACCUACACCAAGAGCCGAGGACUGUACGUCGGCGUGCAAGUCGACGGGACCGUCAUUGUCGAGAGGACGAGCGAGAAUGAACGCUUCUAUCACCAGGAAAACGUUAGGCAUGCGCAGAUCUUGGCCGGGCAGGUUUCUGUUCCUUCGGGAAGCAUGGUCCAGCUGUGGGAGACUCUGCAGGCUGCGGAGGGUCACGAACAUAACGCUAGCAAUCUGCCGCCGCCCUAUGAGCCUGCUCCCGGUGAUCGGGAAGUCGAACACCCGCAGGAAAGCAGUGAGAAGGAAUAUAACGAAUUCGCUCCGGCGGAGGAACAUAUGGCACAUUCGAAGUCGUAG
Molecule: messenger RNA, 1002 nt
Organism: Lecanosticta acicola
Lineage: Eukaryota; Fungi; Ascomycota; Dothideomycetes; Mycosphaerellales; Mycosphaerellaceae
Source: the annotation of a GenBank genome assembly